This is a messenger RNA of Vitrella brassicaformis, 929 nucleotides long. NCBI's taxonomy places the organism in Eukaryota, Vitrellaceae. The record is from the annotation of a GenBank genome assembly.
UCUGGAUCUGCCGCGGAGAGAUGAGGAUCCUGCAGCUUUUGAAACCUCCCGCUUCGCUGCCCCUCCUCUUUGAAGCGUCGAUGCGCCUGUCAAGCCCUGCACUCAUGCCGAAGUCUACGCCAUCAAUGCAGCUGCCAGCACCUACAAGCUGCCCAGCGGCCAUCAGAAGGCCGCCAUCUGGCGGACACACAAGCGCCCCUGCAACUGCUACAACCGACGAGAGCGUCCGAGGCGAAUCAGGCGAGUCGUCUGUAGUGCCGCUGGAUGUGCGUCGCAACCGGGGCGGCAAGAUGAAGAACAAACUGCGCAGGAUGGAGAGGCGGAGAAGGAAGCAGCAGAUGGAGCAGCUGAGGAAGGACAAGAAGGAGGACUUCGUGCCGGAGAUCUACCUCGUGGACAAGGGCAAGAAGCCAGAGAAGAUCCCGCCAACGGGCUACGUGCUGCCAAGGGGGCUGCGCUUCAGCUGAUAAUAGUAGUAGCUAUGGUGGUGAUGAUGACAGGGGCACGGCGGUGAUUCUCUGCUUUGAGAUGAGAUGAUGAGUGUUUCCACUGUUUUUCCGUCUGCGUCGCGAAUGGCGUGGCAGAUUGCUUCAAUCGGAGAAAGGCCGACUGUGUGUCUGUAUUAGCUAUCGUGUUGCGAGUGUCGCUGUGACCGACUGAUAUGCUUCCGUGCGUCUGUACCGGCCUCUCUACACACCCAUUAAUCGUUCACAACACACUGUGAUGAAUGCCAGAAUCGCCCUGCCUGUCUUGCUGCAGCUAAAGAUGCAGUGUCAUUAUCAAAGAGCACAAGUGACACGGCGAAAUAGUCACUUGGAUGUGCCUGCUGCUCAUUCAGACCCGCCAAAGAGCACCGCACCAUCCAUUCCUACAUCUGCCGCACACGUCCAUUCAUUCCACCCACUGCAUCCACCUUCUUUGCAGACACU